Serpula lacrymans var. lacrymans S7.9 is the source of this 1308-nucleotide messenger RNA. RefSeq lists its product as uncharacterized. The transcript is spliced from 7 exons. Lineage: Eukaryota; Fungi; Basidiomycota; Agaricomycetes; Boletales; Serpulaceae. The coding region runs from base 209 to 1243 and encodes 344 amino acids. The record is from RefSeq and is a predicted model, not a curated record.
ACUCCCAAUGGGACAAUUGUCGGUUUGAGACCGAUGUUCAAUCACAGCACGAGUUUGUAGCUGUCCACACAGUUUUGCCCUUUUGCAUUUCAUAACAAUCCAUUCAUCCCAUCCCAGUCCAUUCUUGCCAAAUUUGAGGCCGCCAGUCCUACAUUCUUAAAACGGAUCUUAAUAAUUGAGCCACCUUUGCUACAUUUAGAGUCACGCCAUGUUGCCGGACAGUGAGCAAGAAAAGGUCCUAGAAACGUUUCGCAGAGAGCUGUUCGAAGAAGGUAUCCUCCAGGAAGGGGACUCCAUCGGGACAGAUGACGGAACACUAUUACGUUUCCUUCGAGCGCGUAAGUUUGACCUUCGCGAGUCCAAGAAGAUGAUCAAAAACUGUCAGCAUUGGCGAAAGACUGUCUCGGGUAUAGGUAUAGAUGAGCUAUACAAACAAAUCGAUCCGUUCGAUUACCCGGGACGUGAAGAAGUAUUCAAAUCUUGGUCGAUGUAUUUCCAUAAGACAGACAAAAAAGGUCGCCCCCUGAAUAUUCAGUUCUUUGGUGGUUUAAAUUUACCAGAACUCUACAAGCAUAUUACUCCCAAGAAACACUGGGAAGCCAUAGUGGUUAAUGCUGACUCUCUGCCUCGCGAAAUCUUACCAGCUGCCUCACAUGCCGCGGGUCGGCCCAUAGAAACCUCAUUUGUGGUUGUAGAUCUGAAAGGAUUCGGCCUCUCACAGUUUUGGCAAGUCAAGUCCCUAGCGCGAGACUCAUUCCAAAUAUCGCAAGAUUACUUUCCUGAGACGAUGGGUCAGCUUGCCAUUGUCAAUGCACCAUCGUCUUUCACCUUCAUCUGGUCAAUGAUCAAACCAUGGCUUUCAAAAGAGACUGUAGAUAAGGUGGAGGUAUUGGGAUCAGACUACCAGAAGGUGUUGCUGGAUCUCGUUGAUGCUGAGAACCUGCCAGAGACAUUAGGCGGCAAAUGUCGGUGCGAGUAUGAGGGUGGAUGUGACUUCAGCGGUGCUGGACCAUGGAUGGAUGAAAGGAAGAAGAAGCUGGAAGAGGAAGCGAAGGUAAAUAGUGAAUCCUUAGUGAAUGGCGACGCGAAAGUGGAGGAGAAUGGCUUAAGCACGCCGUCAGAGCUAUCAUCUCAUGCUUCUGUGAUAUCUGAUAACGCGAAGCACGAACCAAUAAUCGUUGACAAUGUCGAUGGGAAGGCUAUCGCUGAUUCUACCCCAGUAACGUCUGAGGUUCUUGUAUAAUAAUGUGUUAUGCUAGGCUGUAUUUCUUGGAAUCUAAACCCGAUGCUUUUUUCCGUCGUGCCAAA